AUGGACGACGACGAGUCUGUCGACCUUCUCCAGCAAAUAUUUGAAUUGAAGAUCCUGGAUUGGGAUACGGAGGGUUCAAUCAUCCCAGAGACUAAUGUUAAUCAAGCUGUCAAGAGUGCGUAUGAGGACGCAUUAAAGCCUACUGGCAAUAUUGGAGCACCAUCUGCAGGCAUAGAACGAUGUCAUAUUUUGGACCAGGGGAAGGAUGAGAUCGCAAAACAAAAGCCAAAGCGAGGCAGGCCACGAAAGAGAGUUGUUCAACGUCGUGUAAAGUUGGUACCCAUACUCCCACCUGAUGGACCAGCUCAGAACAUCAAGCAUACAAAUGCACGAGUCAUCCGUGCUACAAUCAGUCCGGUCCCAGAGAGUGUGUCACAAGACGUCGAUGUGCUUCGUGAUAGCCUGACUGAUCUACACCUCGCGAGCACAAUAGACGAGGAGGAUGAGCAAUGGAAGAUGGCUGAUGAUGAAGAGUCGCAUACAGCUGACGUCUUGCAGCAGAUCAUGUUAUCUGGCAUCCUGGAUUGGAGCCCACUAGAAGACGAUAACUCAAAUAGCGAUGAUGAUGUGAGGGCACAGUCAAAGAAAAGAGAUGUCAGGGGCAUACCAAAACAGACGGAUAAUUCAAAGGUACAUAAACAACGCCGUCCACGUGGACGACCAGCACGAAAAGCGACUACACAUCGACAACGUCAAGAGGUAAUGGUAUCAACGGAUAAGAUAUCAUCAUCCAAGGAGCUGCGGAAUCGUAAUUCUAGGUGCAUCAUCCGUGCUACAAGCAAACCCGUCCAGGACGACAAGCAUGAAUAUGUGGGUCACUGCGAGCGUGACAAUGACAAUGACCUAUGCAUAGAGGAGGAUGAACCAAGAAAUGGUCGAUCAAGUAAUAGGCGACUCAGGGGACGUCCGAAAAGGCGCGUUGUGCGUGCCAGAGAGACCGCGUCCAAACGGGCAGUCGUUCAUGAAUCACAUUUAAGUGAAUUUCAAUCGAACACCCAUCGGAGUCCAACACACUCUCGCAGCAGAAUACCUGAUGAUGAGUAUAGGUUAUCUCCACCACCAGAGGCCAUCGGUCAAUCGCCUUCGCGUGAAGCCUCACCACCUACGAUACCUGAACUGACAGUCGAGGAAAUCGCUUACACUUGGGCAAGUCUCGGGUUGAAUGAGUGGCUUGAGGCCACAGUAGCAGACUUUUAUUUGUCCCAUGUGUGGUAUGAGCUGCUUGGCAGAUCACGCAUGAGAUACAUGAAUAUGCAUACAGCAAUGGCGGCCGAGAUGGAGGAUGAGGAAGUGGAGCUCUUCCGGAGGAGCUCUUUUAUACCUCCUGAUGGGCAUAUGUCCUAUUGUCCCUCGACAAAAGGCCAUGUCCUGGGUCGCCAUAUAUCCAACGACGCGAUGGACAUCGACGGACUAGAUCCAGACGACUGGAACGAGUGGAGAGGACCGGAUUAUUGGAGGAGAAUUGGUGCCCUUCAUGGCUGGGGCACAGGGGAUGUCGCUGAUGUGUCUGUGAUAUCAAUGGAUUGGGAGCAAAAUGGAGUAGAUUGCGGUCCAAUUGCUUGCUCCGUGCUCGAGCAAUGCCUCAGCGCUGGAUUAGAUGAGCACGGUAAACUUGCCAGUGUUUCAAGUUCAGUGCGGCCACAAGCUGCGCAUCCAGAUCUUGGCGCAACCUGCUCAAUAUGUCAACGUCCCGUGGUAAAUCAGGAGAUGGAUCACCCCUCACACAAUGGCAAGAAUGGAGUUCGAACCCCAGUCGAUCAGGAGGAUGGUUGUGACGCUGAACGGAGUGAUGAAGAGGAUUCCAUGGCAUCUCGUAGGAGAGUGAAAGAUUGGCAUCUUGGAAGCAACAAACGAUUUCCACGUCCCAUUGCACCGCGCUCUCUGGCUGCAUAUGCAGGUCGGAGGUGGAUUCCCGAUGACCGCACGUUCGACGAUUAUGAAGGUGGACCAACGAUCGAGAUGUUAGUAACUCCCAGGGAAAUCAAUCAGGCGAUGACAUUCCAGGCGGGAGGAAUCCAGAUCUCCACUGCUUGGGUGCACUGGGUUGAUCAUGGCUACCGCAUCACCCCUAGCUCAUUCCAUAUAUUCUAUCAAUGCGACCCCAUAGCCACCAUGGACCAUGUCAUGCCCAUUGGCACAACCGACUCCCAUGAUCCUUCAAGUCAGGUUCCAGACCGCGUAACAGGCGCAUAUAGUCUGGCUCGACUAGGGUCAGAUGGGGGAGCACGUCAAACGCACGUCGCAGAUGUAGAAAUUCUGGCUGCAUCUGAACUGAUCGACUCUGCCCAACAUGAUCCCCCACUCCAUCAUCAAUGUAGGUUCGGACACAACGCCUUUGUUCGUGGCUGCACCAGUCAUCGUUAUGGCGAUGGCACGUCCUUGUAUGUCGACCUUGAACGAGAUUCCGUUAGAUUUUCAGAAGACGAAAUAGAGAUUUCUUUAGACAUAGACAGUAUCAUUUGGACCACGAAGGAGUUCCGAUGCAUGGGGUCUGUGGGGAUCUAUCUCACUCCGUCAUUUCAAACGAAACCUGGCAUAUUCAAGCACAAUCACACAUAUGUCGACAUCACAAUUCCACAGUCAGAAUCAGAUGCCAGUGCGCCCGGUGGUAGGACAGAAUGGUUGUCAAAACGAUUUCCGAUGUCUGCCAUCCCUCAUACCGGUAUUGGGCGCAUAUCCUCGGCUUCAUCGACACUCAAUCUAUAUAUCGCAUUUCCUAGGAUGAUACAUCAACACCCAGUAAAUGGGCGAAGAAUCACGCUGAUGCCAAAGGAAACUUUGGACAUCUUUUGGGAUAGAGUGCUACUUCCAUCCAUAGGUGACUGCACUGAUGUUAGUUGGGCGCCUUACCUUAAGCACACAUUGGAGGAGGCACGAUACAAGGCUAGAGGUGGUGAUGGACGAAAGGCUGGAUGGGGCGCUCCAAAGACAAUACCACUGUCGAAUGAUGACUUCAUGGAUGUGCAGGAGCGCAUGGAAGCUCGCAUACGCGAUGGAGAGGGCGAGCUGAGCAUGUAUGGGUCGUCUUUCUUUAUUCUAGAAGGAAAGGGAAUCAAGCUCCUUACCAAGGAUGGUCAGCGAGGGCGUUUCGAAGGGCCGGAAGAGGCACUGCGUCGAAAUCUGUCCGACCUUGACUGGCCAUACAUGAUGAACAGGAGGCAUGGCGAGCUGCUGGUGGACGUGGGGAUCUCAUUUACGCCUCACUCCCCAGAUGUUCCAGUGGUAGGAGUGUGGAGAUUAGACGCGUUGGAGAAGAGGGGUGAAAUACAUCAUCACAACACGCUCUCUAGAUAUGGGGCAAUGCAGGCCGAGAUGCAGCAGGAGAGAUCUCAACAAACCCACAUCGCAUUCAGGAGCACCUACAACCUCUACUAUGAGUCAAUACGGACGAACAACAACCAAGCGAAUUUCGCAUCUGACAGUGAUGCAUACAAGCUGUCCCCAUCUUACAUGGCUGAAUGCUUCGAAAUCGCAAAGGUUGUCGAUGGUUGCAAGGAUAAAACAUAUGGUGUUAGGGACGAGUAUAGGGUCAGUGGACAUGCAGCCAGAAUAAUGCUGGAUAAUAUGGAAAGCAAGGCUAGAGAAUACCUGCAGUCAGAUCCAAUCCUGUGGGUCCCAUCCAAAAUCUGGUUCGAGCUUAUCAGGCGGCGGGUGCGGGAGAUUCAGAGGACCCAGAUAUCCAUCGUCAAAAAGAAUCCUCCAAAUCUCGGGAUUCUUACUGGCUUGCUAAACCACAUGCUUCGCUCAACUACAUCAACCCCUAUCGUCUAUGACUUUCACGUCCGCGAAUCCCUCGCCCUCCUUGAAUAUAGAAAUGUCCUCGAGACAGCAGGGAUGUUUUUCUUACAGGAAUUCGAUUUGGACAGCGAUACCUGCCUGGAGGAGGUCCAGCAAAUCGAUGACGUGAAUGUCCUGGCCCUGAUGGGCGUCAAUGCAAAGGCUCAGAGGGAUAGAGCAGUAGGAAGGAUGCAUGCAUGGCGAAGUUCUGAGUCAGAGCUGGAGGACUAUCCCAUUGGUCGGACACCGACAUGGACCCGACUUAAGGCAGCCCUUGCAAACUCACCUGCAAUGAUUAUGAGACCAUGGAUGUGGUCGUCCAGGUUAUCCAACACUCAACUCUCUGUCGGACGUUUGAUCGUCAUGCAUCCAACCCCACCCAAACUCGCUCAGGAGGCCAUGAAGUGCUGGACGAUAACAAGCAUCGAUGAUACGCUCAGUGCAGUUGCCUUCGAAGCGUGCAAUGCUGGGCUGCAUGACAGUACAGGUGUAACUCCAGGUCGCAUGGGUCCAAAGUCGAGAACAUUUGCGGACAGGUGCUCGCUAUUCUUUCCUGACCCUGAUGCCUCCCAUAAAAACAACACUCAGUGGUCUACGCUUUGGGAGGGAGAUGGAUACAUCGCGGAGUUUCACAAGAUAAUGAAGGCAAUGGCGGAGGAUCAGCAGAAAUUGCUCAAGAAAGGGUUACACGAAGUAUUUUCAGACUUGCACUGUCUUCCUGCAAGCAGUCAGAGAGUGUGGAUACAGAGGAACGAUGCCAUAUUAUUCACAACAAAUCCUGCAUUUUACAGGAUCGACUGUGUUGGAAGGGGGGCAGAGAGUCAAAGGAAAGCCCCAAGAGCACGUCGUGCCAUGAAGUUGAUCAAGGGCAGGCGCAUAUUUGCAGCUGACCUGAUGGACUCACAGCCAUUCGACACGGAUGGCAAUGUCCGGAGAAAGACAGCGAGGCAAAAGCGUCGGGAGAUUCAGAAGAAGAUGACGAUGGCCAAGAGAAACAAGAGGGUUCCCCCUCCCCCACGUCCUCGGAAAUCAAGGCCAUUUCCUAUGGACAUAGGAGAAUCAGUGGAGAGAGAUGAAUGA
Suillus subalutaceus is the source of this 4857-nucleotide messenger RNA. RefSeq lists its product as uncharacterized. Bases 1 to 4857 code for a protein of 1618 amino acids. The record is from RefSeq and is a predicted model, not a curated record. Gene Ontology annotation, molecular function: DNA binding. The transcript has 11 exons. Lineage: Eukaryota; Fungi; Basidiomycota; Agaricomycetes; Boletales; Suillaceae.